UUGUCAUCAUGCCUAUUGCGGGUUCAAAAUUUUUAUUCCUCAAUGGAUUUCGGUUCUAAAUCAUCUAAAACUCACUGUAGCUAUUUUUUUACUUUUUCGUAGAUUCCUUUUACAUAAUUAGCUGUAUAUUUAGAAUUCACGCCAUUGGAACAUUAAGAUUAAUUGAUAUUUUUACCACUAAUUUGUAUAUUUUGCACCAUAAGUUGUUAUUUUUAGUAAAAGGAUAUUAUUAAAUUGUUGCAUAGUUUUUGUUUAAGUGUUUCGUUCAAUAUAUUAAUUGUUGAGUUAUUGUAUAUACUUACAAUUUGACCUCUUAUAUGCAUCUGGUACUAUUUGGACAUUAUAAUAAACCUAUUACAAAAUACAGAAUAACACCUUCAACUGUUAUUUAAACUCAAAAGAAAGUUUCUUAUAAUGUCCAAAAAGUAUUAUAGUUUAUGAAUCACAGAUUUCUUAUAUACUUGUAUUGUAUCAGAGCUAUAUGAAUGUUUGCCAUCUAUUCGACAGGAUAGGUGAGGUCUGUAUUGAACAUAAAUUAUCUAAUCCUGUCGUAUGUGCCAACAGUUGCAUUGGCCAUCACACGAGAUUUGACCUUCAAAAGUUCAGCAGACGUAUCUAUUUAAGAUCUAUACAUCGCACCUUUAAAACCAAAGGGUCACUUCUGCAUGUUUUCAAACUUUACAGUAAGAGCAUUUUUAGUUUUUUUUUUUGACAUAUUUCUUUUAUAACUUUGUACUGUUUCAGAGUGUUAAGGCCAUUCUUAUAUUCUUAUAUUCUUAAAUCGACAGUUUAUUCACAGACAAUCUUGAAUAUUAAAAAAUAAAUACAACAAGGGGUUUUUGAGAAACAAGCUGUAAACUGACUUUUGUCAAUUUGACAAGUGUAAACGGAAACGAGUGAGCGAGCGCUAGAUCGUCAUCAUCUUUCGUUUUUGUCAUAUUUUUUGUAACUUGCCGACAACCCACGAUUUGCCAGUUUGCCGGCGAAGACGCAAGCAGGAUAGACUUCGCUCCGUCCAAAUAUUUUAAUCAGAAAUAAGUGUGAUUCCACCCUACCUAGGGUAAAACGUAAAGAUAUUUAGGAAAAGGAUAAAACUUAUUUUAAUCAUGAGCGCUUUUGCAGCAGCUCUUGGUCUUCUCCUGAUCAUCUCUGCACAAUCAGAGGAGGCUCCAAAGGGACCUAAAGUAACUCACAAGGUCAGUUUCGUAAUGAAAUUGCGCGACGAAGACAUUGGCACCAUUGUCAUCGGAUUAUUUGGAAAGUCUGUACCCAAGACCGCUGAGAACUUCUUCCAGUUGGCACAGAAGCCAGAGGGUGAAGGUUACAAAGGCAGCAAGACCCACAGAGUCAUCGAUAACUUCAUGAUCCAAGGAGGUGACUUUACUAAAGGCGACGGAACUGUCGGACGCAGCAGCUAUGGCGAAAGAUUCGAAGACGAGAACUUCAAGCUCCGCCAUUAUGGUGCUUGUUGGUUGUCUAUGGCUAACGCUGGUAAAGACACCAAUGGCUCCCAGUUCUUCAUCACCACCACCAAGACUCCCUGGCUUGAUGGCAGACACGUAAUCUUUGGAAAAAUCUUGGAAGGCAUGGAUGUUGUUCGUAAAAUUGAGAAGAGUGUGACAGCAGCCAACGACCGCCCCGUUAAAGACGUGGUUAUUGUAGACACCAAGACAGAAGUAGGGGCAGAACCUUUCAGUGUCACAAAGGAGAGCGCUGUAUAAAUAAAAUAUUAUGCAUACAAUAAUAUUUACUUUGUAAGACAUUAAUCGCCACAAAGUAUUUACUAAAGUUAAAAAAAAAACAUGGUAUUAAUUUGUGCCACAUUUUCGUUGUCAUGGUCAAUGGUGGACAUUGAGAUUUUAUUAAUUUAGUUCACAAUAGUUAUACAAUAUUACAAUAAGGAAAACAUGCCAACUCUAUUUUUCUUAAAUAAAACUGAGGGAAGGGUACUAAAGUGACUUUGUGUUGCAAAUAUAAAUACCAAUCAUUACACAAAUAAUGGUUACUUGUAAACAGAAGAGACGUUUUGGUUACAAUUAAAAGAAAAGUUUUAUGUAAUAAAAGUCGAUUAUCGCCGUUUUUUCUGCAUAUUUAAGUCGUUUUCACAAAAAAUUGCAGAAGUGACCCUUUGAUUCCAAAGGUGCGACAUGUAUAAAUAGGACUCUCUUAAAUUCAAAUUCUGUUUCUUUAAGAAAACUGAUAAACUCCUUUUAACUACCCCCGCGUCGACUGCCGGUAUAACCUGCGCCAUGAAGUUAAGCAGGUUGGUGGCAGUGCUGCGCCCCGGCCGAAAGCCAUGCUGUGCGUCCGAUAGUUGUGCUCGGAUCUGCCCCUGUAUAGAACUUUGAGUGGUGGACUCAAAAACUUUAGCUUAUGUCGACAGCACUGACAAUAUAUAUUAUUAUGAAUAGAAAAGUAUGGAAUGAGAAAACUGCUCCGCCGCCCCCAAAUAAAAUCAUGAUAAGGGCAGGACGAUAAUAGUUACUAAAAUAAUACACAAGAACAUACAAUUUGAGAUUAAUAUUUAUUUUUGUUUGCUUCGUAACCUUUCAGGAAAAUGUCAACUGACACUCGCACGACUCGUGUCGACCAAUGCGAGUGACGUCACUUACGACAGGCGUUAAAACCGCCACCUUAGUAUAAAUCAGUUUAUAAGCGUAUAGUUUUUUAGCGUUUAGCUUUAAGUUCUCAGUAGCGGAUCACCACGAACAGCCUUAGAUGUAGAGUUUGUAUUCAAGCCUUUGCUCAUUUCUAUAUUGGAAUUGCAUGCACCAAUUUAACCGAGUUCUCUUUUUCUAUUCAAUACAAUAUAAUGGAAUUUGCACUUGACGCCGCUUCCGUGUUUAAGCAAUAGGUGGCGUUACUAGUCUAGAUUGUGACGUUAUGUCCGCCUUGGUUUGAGUUACCAAGCGCCCAGUGUUGCGUCAGAGUACUCGAAAUUGGCAUUUUAGACCACUAGCGCCAUUUAAGUAAAGUAACUAAAAGCGAGACAUGACGUCACACUAGACUAGUAAUCUAUUGCAUUUAUAUGUACUUAAAUAUGGAAGCGCCGUCACACUUAAAAAUGGAUAUUAUUUAGAUAUAUGAUUGAUAGAUACUUGAUAAUGUACAUAUAUUCAAGAGUUAUUAUAUUGUCAUAUAAUUUUAUGCAGUGGAUAUUGUAGGGCAAACGUAUUAAUGAAUAAUCUAAUUUGUCAUUUACCAGGCAUUUUAUAUGAAAUGCGAUCUGCACUCUGUAUUUGAUGUACAUUGUAAGCAUCGCGGUCCCUGAACCGUUUUCUUUUUCGAAGAUAAUUUUUAACUAAUACUUCUGCAAAUAUUGUGAAAUAUACAUAACGUUAUUGUAAAUGCCCGAACUACGGUAGUAGGUCAUAACGAUACCCAUUUGGUUGUAUUUAUCAACUCAUGUUUAUUCAAAAUAAAUGUGAUUUCAAGAA
Helicoverpa zea (corn earworm) is the source of this 3437-nucleotide messenger RNA. RefSeq names its product peptidyl-prolyl cis-trans isomerase 5-like. The transcript has a single exon. Gene Ontology annotation, cellular component: intracellular membrane-bounded organelle. The record is from RefSeq and is a predicted model, not a curated record. Gene Ontology annotation, molecular function: peptidyl-prolyl cis-trans isomerase activity. Gene Ontology annotation, biological process: protein peptidyl-prolyl isomerization. NCBI's taxonomy places the organism in Eukaryota, Metazoa, Arthropoda, Insecta, Lepidoptera, Noctuidae. Bases 1107 to 1721 code for a protein of 204 amino acids.